AUGAUCUUGGUGAUAAUACUCUUCACCACUGCAAGCUUCCUGGUCCUGGGGGUCAGUGUAUGGGUUCUCAUAAAAGAGAUCUUCACUGUACAUGUUCCUCCUCCCAUCCACCAACGAGUGAAAUUUCACAUUCUACACUUCUUCUUCCAGUUGACAAUAGCAUUGGGGAAUGUACUGGAGAAGAUGAAAAUUUGUUCCAUGCCCCGGUUUUUUUGCUUUUUUCAAGACCUCUUGGUGUCAAAAAAUAACUUUGGUGUGUUGGUGAAGAACUUGCGUUUUGGUACAAUCCCUGUGAGGUUGUUUCAGCCCAAGACAACCUCCUCUGGCCCCCGGAGAGGCAUCAUCUUCUACCAUGGAGGAGGUUGUAUGUUUGGUGGCCUGGAUUGUUACCACAACUUAUGCAGUUACCUGGCCUCAGAGACAGAUUCAGUACUACUAUCCGUGGGGUACCGUAAGCUUCCUGACCAUCAUCACCCUAUUAUUUACCAGGAUUGCCUGAAUGCCACCAUCCACUUCUUGAAAGAAUUGAAAACUUAUGGGAUAGACCCUGAACAGGUGGUGAUUAGUGGAGAAAGCAUUGGAGCUGGGGCUGCAGCUAUUAUUGCCCAGGCGUUAUUGGACAGAAAAGAUCUUCCAAAGUUUCGGGCUCAAGUCCUGAUUAAUCCAGUCAUUCAGGGGAUCAAUUUCCAGUUGCCAUCUUACCAGCAGUAUCCAAAUGCCCCAUUUCUAUCUAGGAAAUUUUUGGUGACUUGUGUAUGUAAGUAUUUGGCCAUUGACCUGUCCUGGAUGGAUGACAUGUUGAAAGGUACUUUUAUACCUCCAGACAACUGGAAAAAGUAUAAGAAAUGGCUCAGCUCUGACAACAUCCCCCAAAGAUUCAAGAGCCAAGGCCCACAACCUGAGUCUCCUGGGCCUUUUAAUGAGGCCGCUUAUUUAGAAAUUAAUCAUAUUUUCAAUUUAGAAGUGUCACCUCUACUGGCAGAUGACAAGACCAUUGCUCAGCUUCCUGAAACCCUCCUGGUGAGCAAUGAGUAUGAUGUCCUCCGUGAUGACUCUAUACUCUACAAGAAACGAUUAGAAGACCAGGGGGUUCCUGUGACUUGGUGCCAUUUAGAAGAUGGGUUUCAUGGAUGCAUUAUGUUAUUUGAUAAGAAAGCUUUAUCUUUUCCGUGUUCUCAUAAGGCUAUGAGUUCUACAGUCAGUUUCAUAAAGGGCAUAAAGAGACCUCAAAAUUGA
Molecule: messenger RNA, 1236 nt
Organism: Rattus rattus (black rat)
Lineage: Eukaryota; Metazoa; Chordata; Mammalia; Rodentia; Muridae
Product: arylacetamide deacetylase-like 4
Exons: 4
Coding region: 1-1236 (411 amino acids)
Cellular component (GO): membrane
Molecular function (GO): carboxylic ester hydrolase activity
Source: RefSeq, a predicted model, not a curated record